CCGCGCUCUCUCCCCUUACUCCCUCAGCCCCCCACCCGGGAUGGAGCCGAGCGCGGCGUGGAGUCCCCGCGGUGGGAGAGAGAAUGUGAUGGACAUCGGUCUGACCAACGAGAAGCCCAACCCGGAACUCUCUUACUCGGGCUCCUUCCAGCCAGCCCCGGGCAACAAGACCGUGACCUACUUGGGAAAGUUCGCCUUCGACUCCCCCUCUAACUGGUGCCAGGACAACAUCAUUAGCCUCAUGAGCGCCGGCAUCUUGGGGGUGCCCCCGGCCUCAGGGGCACUCAGCACGCAGACCUCCACGGCCAGCAUGGUGCAGCCACCUCAGGGCGACGUGGAGGCCAUGUAUCCGGCGCUGCCCCCCUAUUCUAACUGCAGUGAUCUCUACUCGGAGCCUGUGUCUUUCCACGAUCCCCAGGGCAACCCUGGGCUCGCCUAUUCCCCCCAGGAUUAUCAAUCGGCCAAGCCGGCCUUGGACAGCAACCUCUUCCCCAUGAUUCCCGACUACAACCUGUACCACCACCCCAACGACAUGGGCUCUAUUCCGGAGCACAAGCCCUUCCAGGGCAUGGACCCCAUCCGAGUGAACCCGCCCCCUAUUACCCCCCUGGAGACCAUCAAGGCAUUCAAAGACAAGCAGAUCCACCCAGGCUUCAGCAGCCUGCCCCAGCCGCCGCUCACACUCAAGCCCAUCCGGCCCCGCAAGUACCCCAACCGACCCAGCAAGACCCCACUCCACGAACGGCCCCACGCCUGCCCAGCGGAGGGCUGCGACCGCCGUUUCAGCCGCUCGGACGAGCUGACCCGGCACCUGCGCAUCCACACGGGCCACAAGCCCUUCCAGUGCCGGAUCUGUAUGCGGAGCUUCAGCCGCAGCGACCACCUUACCACUCACAUCCGCACGCACACAGGCGAGAAGCCCUUUGCCUGCGAGUUCUGCGGGCGCAAGUUUGCGCGCAGCGACGAGCGCAAGCGCCAUGCGAAGAUCCACCUCAAGCAAAAGGAGAAGAAGGCCGAGAAGGGGGGUGCGCCUUCUGCGUCCUCAGCGCCCCCGGUGUCCCUGGCCCCUGUGGUCACCACCUGUGCCUGAGGCUCGGGGCCCCCAGAUUCCUACAUUUCCCCUCCAGUGUCUCCCUGCUGCCAGCCUGAAAGCAGCGGGAAAGCUAGCCACGGAGGCGCAGGGGCCGCUCCCUGGCCUCUCCAUGGACGUAAGGUCCCUUGUCCCUCUUCGAUGUCCCCCGUUUCCACCCUUUCACACCGGCCAACAGUUGGGGGCCAGAGCAGGAGGCGCCUUCCCCUCGCUGACCCCCACCCCCCUUUAGCCAAGGCGUCGGGGGUGGAAAGGUGGCGUCUAGCCCGCUUUGUUCAGUUCGGAUCGUCUUGAUCCAGGGGCCGCUGGGCCGUGCCAAGGAACUGCAGGGGACUGAAGGCGGGGCCCGACCAAGCCUCGCCUGACCUAAGCACCUCACUGGUCCCCGAACGUCUCCCUCGGUUCCCCCUCGAAGACCAGAGAGGGGGAGAGGGUAAGGAG
Molecule: messenger RNA, 1531 nt
Organism: Miniopterus natalensis
Lineage: Eukaryota; Metazoa; Chordata; Mammalia; Chiroptera; Miniopteridae
Gene: EGR3
Product: early growth response 3
Biological process (GO): regulation of transcription by RNA polymerase II
Molecular function (GO): RNA polymerase II cis-regulatory region sequence-specific DNA binding; DNA-binding transcription factor activity, RNA polymerase II-specific
Source: RefSeq, a predicted model, not a curated record